Aspergillus sclerotioniger CBS 115572 is the source of this 3851-nucleotide messenger RNA. RefSeq names its product putative intermediate filament protein (Mdm1) (gene rgsC). Bases 177 to 3851 code for a protein of 1224 amino acids. The record is from RefSeq and is a predicted model, not a curated record. Gene Ontology annotation, cellular component: intracellular membrane-bounded organelle. The transcript has 2 exons. NCBI's taxonomy places the organism in Eukaryota, Fungi, Ascomycota, Eurotiomycetes, Eurotiales, Aspergillaceae. Gene Ontology annotation, molecular function: phosphatidylinositol binding.
UAAUCAUCCCCUGCCACUAUCCUAUCCAGGUCUUUUACUGCCACUACUACUACUUUCUUCUUUUUAUUCUUCUUCUCCUGAACUUCUGCACCGAAAUCCUACCAUGUCUUACCCCCGCGUGAUCACGGCUUCUUUCCUUGCCUGACCGGCAUGGCAGCACAUCUGCUCCGGGGAGAAUGGCCCUCAAGCAUCGUGACUACGCCCUUCUGGGCUUUGGUGGGUUUAUCGCUUGGGGUCUGGCCGUAAAAUGGCUCCCAGUGCUAAGAUACCUUGUCUAUGCGCUGGCUCUGGGUAUCUUGCUAUCCUCGGCCGUCUUCCUCAGCCUCGUGCUGCUCACGGCGCGCUCUCUGAAUCACGCAACUUUGACUUCUCCCAAGCCUCUCCCAGUCGCCUUCCUCGCCCGUCGCCAUUGGGAAAAGGAGAUGCAGGCAGUCCGAACCCGCUCGAUCUAUCAUCCACCGUCCCUGUACCCGCAAUCCUUUGUCGUCUCGGAAGGCAUUGACGAGCUCCUGACGCUAGCCACCCGGGAUUUCAUCGCAUCGUGGUACCAGCAUAUCAGCCCCAACCCCGCAUUCGUGAACGAGGUGGAUCAAGUAAUUCGAACGGCAAUCGGGAAUCUACGCCAUAGACUAUUAGCAGAGGACCUCAUCUCCCUCGUGGUAUCCCGUAUCUUCCCCGUCAUAACGGCCCACCUCAAAGAGUUCGAGGUUGCAGAGCGGUUGGUACGGGGCAGGAACCUCACCCGCAAUGUCACCGAGUCGGAGGAGUUGGACCUUGCUAUCGCGAGCAAGUAUCGCGAGGGGCAUUUGCAUCCAGCGGCAGUGCUCUCCGUGUCUGACCAAAAGCUUAUGGAGCAGGAAUACCUCCGCAAGAUUGCCGUGGGAUUACUGCCGCAGCUAUUCCCUGAAUCCGUCCUCAACAGCCGCAUUGUCUCCGUGUUAAUUCGUGAGAUUAUCGCGUGUUCUGUGCUUUUCCCUCUCGUUUCCGUUCUAUCCGACCCGGACACAUGGAAUCAAUUAAUGGAGGCUUAUGGCCGAACGGCGAUUCAAGACCGUAAGACUGUGCGGAAACUCAGGGCGGCCCUGGAUGAGCAUGCAUCGCCCGCUCCCAAGUUCAAAAGGGGCCAUCCGUUUCCUCGAUUAACCCCCCACGAUUCAGAGCGCGCUUUCGAGCGAUUUGUCCGAGCCAUCCGGCGCUGUAACAAUAUUUCGGACGCCAGGCGGUUCAGAGCCCUUGUGGCUAGCCAAUUGAAACGAGAGACAAUGGUAGAAGGGCAAGACCAGGUCUACCUUCGACGACUGGAAACAGGCAAGAGGGUCUUGGAUCAGAAAGUAGCUAAGCUUUCCGCACCGGGAGGCACUCAGAUGACGCACGCCUCCGCGGCUGUAUCCCACUUUCGUCGUAAAAACUCAGUUCCUCAGGAGGCUUCAUUGGUGGAUGUCAUGCACGAUGCCUCGGGGCUCUCCUAUUUCAUGGAAUUCAUGGACCGGCAGCAGCUCAUGUCCCUGGUGCAGUUCUGGAUUGUGGUCGAUGGGUUUCGUAAUCCCCUGGAGGAUGAUUUUGGAGAUGAGAGUUCUCCAAGCUCCACGACCUGGACACCGGCCGACCGGAGUGAUAUGGCGCUGAUCAGCGAGACCUAUCUUUCGAAGCCUGAACUGAAGGUCACGGAUGAGUCGCGUCGAGUAGUUAAAACUUUCCUGAGUGCAGGGAAGCGAGCCAGCUCGGAGCAAUAUCGCAAGGCCCGGACAGUGAUACUGAGCACUCAGUCCGCGAUCCUUGAGGAGCUUCAGGAGACCUACUACCCCAGAUUCAAGCAAUCCGAUCUCUACUACAAGUAUCUUGCCUCAGAUGAAGCUUCCCAAGCCGGCACUCAGUCGCCCCAACGCAGCUCCCCAAGUAUCACAGAGGUGCCCGAAAGGCGACCUCUUCCUCCCCUAAUGAGUCGUACCUCAUCUCAACCAGGAGCCAAGUCCAAGGAUUUGCGACGAGCGGCGGUAUCUUCGAGUGAUGUUCGAAGUAUGGGUAAAUUGUUUGACGAUGAUGAAUCUUCGAGGCGCUCUUUUGACUCUGAACGGUCCGCACCGCUGUUCGACGAUGACUACGACACUGAUCCUCUUGCGAUGUCCACACAGAGCCUAGGUAGGGACUCACAGAAUGGCGAGACUGAAGCGAACCAGAAUGAAGUCAUCGAAAACAUGGAGGCGGCGUUGAACGACAUCAUUGCCAACGAGCCAAAAAAUAGUAGGAUUGAAGAUUUGAAGAGCGCCGAUGUAUCUCCAACCGGGCUGCCUGGUAGCGACCAGUACCCCAAGUCUCCGCGCAGCUCGAUGGUGCUCACUCGAGCAGAAAGCCGGACAGACGACAGAAUCAAACCGAGCAUUGCCUCGCUGGGCCUUGUAGACCGGUCUUCACGCCUCGGAGUUUUCGAUGAUGAUCUUUUCCCCGAACAGCAGAAGUACAUCGAAGAUGAAUAUGAAGAGCCUGUGGGAACAGACAAUGACUCAGCUGACCAGGUCCAUGAAGCGGCUCCCGGGGAUCUCGGGCUGACAGAGGCUAUCGAGGCUCUCACAGCAGACAUCGAUAAGCUCGGUUCUCAAGAGUCAGUGGUGGACACUCUCACUCGAAAAGCCGAACUCACGAACAACACUGCGGAAUUGAGGAUCCUGCGCAAGUCCAAGGCGAGCAUUCAGCGCGAGAUGCACCGCAAAGAGAUGCAACGACAGCAGUACAUCAUCCAAGAGAGUGACAACAGCUUGUACGGCCGGUCGACCGUCCGCAUCAAGUCCAUUGUCGUUGGAAAAGAGGAGGAUGGUCGAGAAUUCGCCAUGUACGUGGUCGAGGUGCAGCGAAACGCUGGCGAGCAGAUGCCGGCGGCUUCCUGGGCCGUUGCCCGAAGAUAUAGCGAGUUUCACGAACUCCAUCACAAACUGCGCAUGAGAUACCCAUCCGUCCGUCAUUUGGAGUUUCCACGCCGGCGUGUAGUCCUCAAGCUCCAGAAAGAGUUCUUACAAAAGCGACGCUUGGCCCUGGAAGCCUAUCUGCGAAAGCUACUGUUGCUUCCCGAAGUAUGCCGGAGUCGUGACUUAAGAGCCUUCCUUUCCCAACGGGCCAUCAUUCCUCGUAAUGAAGCCCAGAGCUCUACAAACGGAGAGACCAAAGACUUGGUCACUCGAAUAUAUAACUCAGUCGCCGAUGGUAUGGACGACUUCCUGGGUAACUUCGGCGUAUUGGACCAAUUAUCCACGGCCGGGCAAAACCUCAUUUCCGCCGCUACCAACCAGCAAGCCACCGCAGUACCUGACUCGGAUUUGGCCACAGAGGACGCAGUCACCGCUGCUGAAGCCGAAGCGGAAUUGAAUGCAUUCGAGGAUCGCGAGCUGGAGCCAUUCAUCAAGCCGAUCUGUGACCUGUUUCUGGAGGCCUUCGAGCUGAACAAGGGCAACAACUGGCUGCGCGGGCGCGCCGUCGUCGUCGUCCUGCAUCAGCUGCUAGGAGGCACGAUUGAGCGCAAGGUACGCGAAGGAGCACGCUCCCUAAUCCAGGACGACUCACUGUUGCGGUACUUCUCUCUGGUCAGGGACACCAUGUGGCCGGGAGGAGUUCUCCGCCAAAGCAAAAUCCGCACCGCGUCGGAGCGACUGAAGAGUCGCACCGAAGCCAGCCUGGUCCUGGCCACGCUGAUCCCCGAUCUAGCAGGCAAUGUAGUUGGACGAGCGAACGCGCAAGCCGCAGCACGGAGGAUCUUCGCGACUCUGAACAACCAGCGACUGAAUGCGCAUCUAGUGUUCACCAUGCUCGACGAGAUCGUGUUGGUUUUGUUUGGGGGAGGGGACGCGGGACGAACCCGUUGA